This is a messenger RNA of Ceratina calcarata, 2827 nucleotides long. RefSeq names its product general transcription and DNA repair factor IIH helicase subunit XPD (gene Xpd). The record is from RefSeq and is a predicted model, not a curated record. Gene Ontology annotation, cellular component: nucleus. NCBI's taxonomy places the organism in Eukaryota, Metazoa, Arthropoda, Insecta, Hymenoptera, Apidae. Gene Ontology annotation, molecular function: hydrolase activity, acting on acid anhydrides, in phosphorus-containing anhydrides; ATP binding; DNA helicase activity. Bases 322 to 2601 code for a protein of 759 amino acids. Gene Ontology annotation, biological process: transcription by RNA polymerase II; nucleotide-excision repair; positive regulation of mitotic recombination. The transcript is spliced from 13 exons.
UUUUAAAAAAUGCGUUUCUAAAGUGCAUAAACGAAGGAGUACGUAGAGAACCAUGGUGUGACAAGUGUCGUGCGAUUUUGUGGCAACUAUGAACCCGACUGUGAGCUUCAGUGAGCAUCAUUGAGCCAGGUCCAUGUGCUCACACCUCAACCUCAACACUGAUCAGAUUGCGGUUGCGGAUCUUGCUGACCGAUCGCGCACUAACGGCACUAACCUCUCCUGCCUGUAUAUAUUUGUAUUUAUUUGUUGUGAAUCCACGUUGAAUCUCAGCUAAUUUGCGUGUACGACUGCGAUUUGCGUUGCGGGAAACGUUGUAGGAACAUGAAAAUAACCGUGGACGGUUUGCUCGUGUAUUUUCCUUACGAUUACAUUUAUCCGGAACAGUAUGCAUACAUGCUUGAGCUUAAACGUGGCUUGGAUGCCAAGGGACACUGUCUGUUGGAGAUGCCGUCCGGCACUGGCAAGACUGUCACGCUUUUGUCACUGAUCGUGGCAUACAUGUUGGAACAUCCGUUGGAUGUCACCAAAUUGAUUUAUUGUUCCCGUACAGUACCGGAGAUCGAGAAAGUUACAGAGGAGUUGAAAAAGCUUAUAGACUACUAUGAGAAAGAAGCUGGUGGCAGACCUAAAAUCGUUGGCUUGGUUCUCAGUUCUCGGAAGAAUAUGUGCAUUCAUCCAGAAGUCAGCAGGGAACGAGAAGGAAAGAUUGUUGACGCACGUUGUCAUGCUCUGACGGCAUCGUACAUUCGUGAGAGACGAAACUCCGAUGACUCUGUACCAGUUUGUAAUUUUUAUGAAGGAUUCGAUGUGGAGGGUAAGGAACAGAUGAUGCCACCGGGGAUAUAUUCCAUUGACGAUUUGAAGGAGUAUGGCAAGGAUCGUAAUUGGUGUCCAUACUUUCUCGCGAGAUUUACGAUAUUGCACGCGCAGAUCGUGGUUUACAGUUAUCAUUAUUUGUUGGAUCCUAAAAUCGCAGAGACGGUGUCCAAAGAACUGAGCAAAAGUUCCGUCGUGGUGUUCGACGAGGCCCACAAUAUAGACAACGUGUGCAUCGAUUCGAUGAGCGUCAAGAUCAACAGAAGAAUGUUGGAGAAAAGUUCGGCCAAUAUACAAUUUCUCGAAAAGACUGUGGCAGAAAUGAGGGAGGACGACGUGAACAAAUUAAGAGAAGAGUACGAGAGAUUGGUGGAGGGACUCAGAGACGCGCACGUUGCCAGAGAAACCGACGUCGUCUUGGCUAAUCCCAUUUUGCCGGAUCAAGUGUUGGAAGAAGUGGUUCCCGGUAAUAUCAGGAACGCGGAACACUUCGUUGGUUUCUUGAAACGAUUCGUGGAAUAUCUGAAGACGCGUUUGCGUGUGCAGCACGUCGUUCAAGAAUCGCCUGCUGCAUUUUUAAGAGACGUCCGCGCGAAAGUUUCGAUAGAACGUAAACCGUUGAGGUUUUGCGCCGAACGAUUGGCGUCUCUUUUACGCACUAUGGAGGUAACCGACUUGACGGAUUUUUCGCCGACGAUAGUCGUGACGCAUCUCGCGACGUUGGUUUCUACGUACACGAAAGGAUUUACCGUUAUAGUGGAACCGUUCGAUGACAAGACGCCCAACGUUUUGAAUCCGAUCCUACACUUCAGUUGUUUGGAUUCAUCGAUCGCGAUGAAGCCGAUCUUCGAUAGGUUUCAGUCGGUGGUGAUCACUUCGGGAACGUUGUCCCCGUUGGAUAUGUAUCCGAAAAUCUUGAAUUUCCGUCCUGUCAUAAUGUCGUCUUUCACCAUGACUCUGGCCAGACCUUGCCUCUUGCCUAUGAUCGUGGCGAAAGGUAACGACCAAGUCGCAAUCUCGUCAAGGUACGAAACUAGGGAGGACGUUGCUGUUAUAAGAAAUUAUGGUCAGCUGUUAGUCGAAUUCGCAGCUACCGUCCCCGAUGGCAUGGUCUGUUUCUUUACCUCGUAUUUUUACAUGGAAUCUGUAGUUGCUGCGUGGUACGAUCAAGGUGUAGUGGAUCAACUUCAAAGGCACAAACUGUUGUUCAUUGAGACUCAAGAUUCUGCGGAGACCAGUUUGGCUUUGAUACACUACAUCAAAGCCUGUGAGAAUGGAAGGGGUGCUGUGCUCCUUUCCGUGGCUCGCGGUAAAGUAUCCGAAGGAGUUGAUUUUGAUCAUCACUUGGGAAGAGCCGUGUUGAUGUUUGGAAUCCCUUAUGUCUAUACGCAAUCACGAAUCUUAAAAGCGCGAUUGGAAUAUCUCCGCGAUCAAUUUCAAAUCAGAGAAAAUGAUUUUUUGACUUUCGAUGCGAUGAGACACGCGGCACAAUGCGUUGGAAGGGCAAUCAGAGGAAAGACCGACUACGGUAUAAUGGUAUUCGCGGAUAAGAGAUUUUCAAGAUCGGACAAACGAAGUAAAUUACCAAAAUGGAUACAGGAACACUUGACCGACAAUUUAUGUAAUUUGUCGACGGAGGAAGCUGUACAGAUCAGUAAACGUUGGUUGCGACAAAUGGCCCAGCCGUUCACACGUGAAAACCAAUUAGGAUUGUCUCUGUUGACGCGAGAACAACUCGAAAAGGAUGAAUACGGCAAGAUCGAGGAAAAGGCGCAACAAAAUUGAAUCUGUUCAUCGUAUUCUCUGAAACUCUGUGCGUGACAUGGGCGCGUGAUCGAUUCUGUAUGCCAUUUAUAAGAUACGCAAUGACGCCAGGCGCCAAUGGAUAUACUGUCGCCACCGCCACCGCCGACGGUAACGUGUGUAUCGUGCGUACAUAGUACACAUCAGAUGUAUUUCUUUUUCAUACACAUGUAUUGUUCGAAAUAAAUGGUAAGUUUUUCUUUUUGGA